AUGUUGUAUUUAACGAACCUGAUGUCCCUUGGCGCUUUACUAUUCCUCCUCAAGUCCGUAUCGGCGAAACACACGCGGAAUUACAAUAAAUUCUGCUCGUCGAUCGGGGACGAAGCUUUAUCCAGUCAAGAGAGCGACAAUCUGCGACAGCUGUUGAACUUCAUUCGACGAUCCUCCGAGUUCCAUCCACUCGUAUUCUCCGUAAUUCUUCCGGAGUUUCGAUCGAGCUUGGUCGAACUUCUGCUGAGACACGUCGCCGAGAAUUCGAUCGAGACCUACAAAGUCCGAGCGAGAGAUCUGUCGGUGAAGAUCCCCUGGAUGAAGCGGCUGCAACUCACCUGGAUCCUCGUCGUUCGCGAUUUGUCCAGCCUCGACGUGUUUAUUUACUGGCAGUCGAACUUGUGGAAAGUGGGAAACCAAUAUUUGAUCAUCUUCACGGGGAACGUAGCCGUCGCGCUGUGGGAGCGGGUUUUCAGAAACUUGUGGAAACGGUACAACGUUUAUCGUGUCAUCGUCGUGGACGACGAUUUCCGAUGUCUGACGAGGUACGCGCCCUUCGAGAUAUCCGACGACGGAUUCGGUAAAGCGUACAAAUCGUGCUUGAAGACGAAUCCCACCAAACAAUCUGGGAAAGAUGAUUCGCUUCAGAAUUCGUUGAAAGAUCAAACGGAAUAUUCGGAUAUUCAGUUGGACGCCGAUACGAGGUUGUUCGAGAAUUUUCGAAACUUGAACGGCUAUCCGGUGGAAGUGCUGGUGUUCGAGUCUCUGUUGAUGAACGUCUCGUACGACGAUCAGAACAGGCUGAAAUUGAGCAAACCGGACGCGAACGUGGUGUUCGCGUUGGAGGAGGCGAUGAGAGCGAAGUUUCGUAUAAAAGCGAUGAGGAAGAUCGAUUUUAAAGACGAUCCAUUCCGCAUUUCGUUAGAUGGCAUCGAGGCUGGAAAAUACGACAUGAUCAUCACCGGAUUUUUCAUCAAAGUUUACAAUCAAUAUCAAAAGUUUCAGUUCACCUGCCCCAUGUACGAAGACAGGUUGUGCUUCCUGUCGCCCGAUUCUGGCUUGGUACCCAAGGCCUACAUGCCUUUCCUACCGUUCCAAAGAAGCUUGUGGUUUCUUCUGAUGGCAUAUAACGUAGUAAUUACGUUUCUUUGGUGUUUGGUGGAAUACAUCAGCGAAUCGCUGCGACGUCCACGUUCGAUCAGUCGUCGAUCAAGUAUUAAUCGUUUGACGAGAAACCAAACACGGGACUUCAAAAAUAGGAUGGGAAAGAGAGAGUUCGUUCGAGGAACACGUUCUUCCGAUCUCUAUGAUCACAAACAGCCACCAGAAAUCCCUCGAUACGUCGAGAGAUUAUUCACCUUCGUGGAGUACCUUUGUUAUCCUCUUCAAGCAAGCAAAAUUCCAGCGCAGAGAGCUCUGCUCUUUGGUACUCUGUUCUUCGGUCUCAUCGUCAACGGUUUGUAUCAAAGCGUUCUAGUAUCCAGUUUAAGCAAACCUUUCCAUUACCCUCAGUUGCACACGCUGGAAGACGUGGUGGACUCUGGGAAAAUCGUCUUCACCAAGUACGCCAACCUGAAGAACGUGUUCCUGGACGAUUCUGAGUUGUUUCAGAGGAUCCACGUGAUCAGCACGCAACGAUCCACGAGGAAGAUCGUCGCGUACGAUGAUAAAAUCGCGAUCACGAGGUACUACACGAUGGAGCUCGAGGACUUCGAUUACUACGACAAAGAAGGGAAUAGCCUUUUGAACUUGGUAGACGAGUGUCCGUUGAAUUACAGAGUGUCUUACGUGACAAGACUGCAUUCACCUUACGCGGAGAGGGUCGAUUUCCUCUUGUUAAGGCUGAGGGAAGCGGGAUUGCAGAAUCUCUGGUUCGGUAAUAUGUUGUUCGAGAUCAAGAGGAGAAAAACGUUGGACAACGAGGAGAGGAGGAUCAGGUUGUCUCUAGAACACUAUUCCUUGACGCUUUUACUGCUAUUCGUUGGCUUGUUGGGAUCCGUUUUAACGUUCCUUGUAGAAUUGUACGUCGCGAAACGAAGUACCUGCAAGAAGAAAAAUCAAUCGAAUGAUUCGUUACGACGGGACUUGAUAUUCAGGGCAUUAGAAUUCUUCGCGAUAGACACUCCAUUAAAUGCGAUUAAAUCAUUGGAGAGGACUACGAGAGUUACAAUCUGGAAAAAGGUCCAGUCUUCUACGAAGCUUAUUAUCCAGACGCCAACGAGAAACCACGUGGCAACUAUCAAGAGAAACGUUACUUCGAUCAAGGGACGAUUCUGGAGAAAACUUACCAAGUACCCUCCGAGCAUCUCGCGUAUCCGGGGGACAAUAUUCAAUUGGAUAAUUAUCAGAACAGAGCCGAUACCAUCCGAAAUGACAAUCGUUUCUUCUUUGAAACGAACGCGCGGCCUUUGGACGUGAAAGAGAUCUCGAAACUGGCCAGAAGAGCGAUUACCCGGGAUUUGGAAAACUGGAACACCAUUGAAAAUUAUUUGGAUCACGCCAAGUAUCAGGAUCUCGUGUAUCGUCGUCAAUACGUCAUCCCUGAGCGAGGAUACAGAAUCGAAGAACCGAUUCGUCGAACGGAGUCGAAUCUACCAGAUCCCUUGAAUGAACAGCGCGAUUUAAGAAGAGAUCUCUACGAAGAAGUUCGAGAAGAACCUUUAGCCUUAUCCAGUCGCGUUGAAUCAAAUGAAGGCCAGAGAAGAUUGACUGUGCGUGACCUUACUAACAAAGAUUCCUUGGGAUCGUUCAGAUCGAUACGGUACGAGGAUCAAUCGCCAAGAGAACAGGAUGUGAUACAAGCUGUAAGAACGAGCCAGAUAAAUGCGCCAUCGAUGAGAAACACUGAUCCAUCGAAUUCAGGUUCGAUCGUGGAUCCUUAUCCAACGGAAAACAUUUUUGCACCGCGACCCCAGGUGAUCAAUUACAUUUUCUCGAGGAAAUCGGAAAUAAAAGAGAAUGCGGAGAAUAAGGUUCAAAGUUUGCCUGAAACAAAAGAAACUGGUGAACGUAUGCCUAGGAAUUACGGAGAUAAUUUGAUUCAGGAUGAAAUGAGGAAAACUACGGAGGACAAAGACGUGAAAGUGACGUCCAUCGAAGUUAGCGAGGUACCUAGACAUAAGACUCGCCAUCAUCACGGGGAAUGGCCAAAACGCGAUUAUCCUCGCCGUCAUCAGUCGUAAAAUUUGUAAUUCUCGUGUAUAGGGCUUGUUCGAAAAGAAAAUGCAAUUGAUUUAUCGUUAAUUUCAAGUUCUUUCAAAGGAUGUUCAGGACGAACAAUAUUUUAUUUUCAAGUAUAGUAUGUAGUUGAAAUAUUUAUUUAAUAUGAUAUAUUAGUAUGAUACAACAACGAUACAAUUUUCUAUAUAACAAUAUAUAG
Heterotrigona itama is the source of this 3379-nucleotide messenger RNA. NCBI's taxonomy places the organism in Eukaryota, Metazoa, Arthropoda, Insecta, Hymenoptera, Apidae. The record is from the annotation of a GenBank genome assembly.